This is a messenger RNA of Arachis stenosperma, 1257 nucleotides long. RefSeq lists its product as uncharacterized. NCBI's taxonomy places the organism in Eukaryota, Viridiplantae, Streptophyta, Magnoliopsida, Fabales, Fabaceae. The coding region runs from base 96 to 1046 and encodes 316 amino acids. The transcript has a single exon. The record is from RefSeq and is a predicted model, not a curated record. Gene Ontology annotation, biological process: root development; shoot system development.
UCCUUUCCCCACUUGAGAUGUCUAUAGGUAUAAAUAGAAGAGGAUUAUUAGUAUUAUAGCAUUGAGUCCAUCACAAAAUUUGGUUACCCUUUAUCAUGAAAAGGGCAACCAUGGCUACCUUUAAACAUUCUAGCAAAUAUGGUGUUAGAUCUAUUAGUUUACCAACUAGAUCACAUCCAAGCACAAUUCAAGUAGAAGAAGAGCUCAACAAGCUUAAAUCAUGGGAUUCAUCAUCAUCAUCAUCAUCAUCUUUGUCAAAGGUUGAAACAAUUUGCUAUGGUCUAUUAGGCCUUGGUAAAUUGUAUAAGUGCAUAGAACAUCUCUUGAAAUUGCCAUUGACCCAACAAGCAUUAGGUCAACAUAGAGAUGAGAAAUGGGUCAAUGAGUUCUUGGAUUGCCCCUUAAGGUUCCUUGAUCUAUUGGGAAAAACAAGGGAUUCCAUCAUGUUGAUGAAAUCAAGUGUUGAAGAUCUUCAAUCUUCACUUAGGAGGAGAAAGAUUGGAAAUCUUGACAUUGAAGGAUACAUCUCUUCAUAUUGGAGCCUUAGAAGGAACAUUAGAAAAGAAUGCACAAAAAAUUUGCUUUUUUUGAAGCAAAUUGAUGAUGGGCCAUUUCCUCCUCCUCCUUUGGAUCUUGAUGAUAACCAUCUUUGUGCAUUGGUAAGAGUUCUUAGAGAAUCAAGUUUGAUCACAAGCUCAAUUUUCCAAUCACUUUUUGUGCUCCUUUCUUCAUCAAUCUUGAAAUCAAAGCCUACUAAAUGGGCAUUUGUGUCAAGAUUGGUGCAUAAGGGUGUUCUUAUUUCUUGCAACAACAAUCAACAAGAGAAUGUUAAUGCUCUUGAAAAAGUGGAUCUAUCACUUUGCAACUUGGAACUUACUAUUAUGGAGAAUUUGAACAAAGAAGAAGUGGGUGAGAGGAUUCAAUCUACAAAUAGAAGCCUUGAAGCUUUGGUAUUAGGAAUUCAAGGGAUUGAAGAAGGGUUAGAGUGCUUGUUUAAGCAUUUGAUUAAUACUAGAGUGUCUUUUCUUAAUAUAAUUUCUCCUUGAGCAUAAUAUAUUUUUAAUUUUAGGCAUGUAUAGUAUAUAGUUAUGCAUAUUUGGAGGUUUGCUUGAACAUAUUAUUAUAUUUUUCCAGAUGUAUAGAUACAUAUGUAGUUGUUAGGUGCCAUUAAUGAUGAAGCAAUAUUGUAUACUCUGCUUGUUAAUCAAAGUUUUGUUCACUCAAAUAUUGUGAUCUUUCCUAGCCCUUUUUUCCAUG